Molecule: messenger RNA, 1414 nt
Organism: Cariama cristata (Red-legged seriema)
Lineage: Eukaryota; Metazoa; Chordata; Aves; Cariamiformes; Cariamidae
Gene: KCNK10
Product: potassium channel, subfamily K, member 10
Exons: 3
Biological process (GO): potassium ion transmembrane transport; stabilization of membrane potential
Cellular component (GO): membrane
Molecular function (GO): potassium ion leak channel activity
Source: RefSeq, a predicted model, not a curated record
AAAAAGCAAGUGAGUCAAACAAAGAUCCGAGUGAUCUCUACCAUCCUCUUCAUCCUGGCAGGCUGCAUUGUCUUUGUGACCAUUCCUGCAGUUAUCUUCAAACACAUCGAGGGUUGGACAGCCUUGGAGUCCAUCUACUUUGUGGUUGUCACUCUGACUACUGUUGGCUUUGGUGACUUUGUAGCAGGAGGAAAUGCUGACAUCCAUUACCGGGAGUGGUACAAACCCUUAGUGUGGUUCUGGAUCCUUGUUGGCCUUGCCUAUUUUGCUGCUGUCCUGAGUAUGAUUGGAGACUGGUUAAGAGUCCUGUCCAAGAAGACAAAAGAAGAGGUUGGAGAAAUAAAAGCCCAUGCAGCAGAGUGGAAAGCGAAUGUGACGGCUGAGUUCAGAGAGACACGGAGGCGGCUCAGCGUGGAGAUCCACGACAAACUUCAGCGGGCAGCCACCAUCCGGAGCAUGGAGCGCAGGCGCUUGGGCCUGGACCAGCGAGCCCACUCCUUAGACAUGCUCUCUCCAGAGAAGCGCUCUGUCUUUACUGCAUUGGAAACAGGACGCUUCAAGGCCUCAUCUCAGGAAAGCAUCAACAACAGGCCUAACAACCUGCGCCUUAAAGGGUCAGAUCAGCUCAACAAGCAUGGGCAGGGGGCAUCUGAGGACAACAUCAUUAACAAGUUUGGAUCGUCUGCUAAGAUGACCAAAAGGAAAAACAAAGACCUCAAAAAAACCAUCCCUGAGGAUGUGCGUAAAAUUUAUGAGACCUUCCGAAACUACUCCUUAGAUGAAGAGAAAAAGGAAGAGGAGACAGAGAAGAUGUGUAAUUCUGAGAACUCUUCUAGCACUGCAGUCCUGACCAACUGCAUCCAGCAGCACUCAGACCUGGAGAAUGGAGUGAUCCCCAAUGAAACCAAAGAAAGGGAACAUGAAAACAAAGCAUUACUUGAAGACAGAAAUUAAGCGUAAAAGAUGCUUGACUUGAAUUAACAAUGUUAGUGAUUUUAUAUACAUAUAUAUAUUGAGACACGUGCCUUAUACAGACUCCUUAUUCAGUCUGAAUUAUAUAGCAUUGAAGAAUAUUUCACUGUGCCAUAAAGACUCAAGCUUGCUCUGCCAAAACAAAUCAGGAACACAGCGCUGCAGAAUGGCAACAGAAAGCUACACACAUGGAAAUUUCAACCUGUAUAAGAUUACCAGGGCAAGUCACAAAGGAAGAGAUUGAACCACGGCAAUAUCACCAGAGUGCUCCUACUAUGGCAUAAUAUUAGACAAAGGGCAGCUACUUAAGAAGAGCCUUUGAAAGAAGUGAAAGAGAGAGUAUAUUUGUAAUGGAGUAUGCAUCCAUAAAGCCUUCCCCUGGUGAUUAAAAAGAGGAGAAAUUAUUGGAGUGAACUAGAAACUUUCAGUAAGACUUAGUUUA